AUGCACACAGAUUUGCAGGAUGCAGUGAAACUAUGCAAGAUGGUGAUCAAGCAUGAGAUGUGGAUGAAGAAGUGCGUAAUGCUCAUGAAAGACAUUUUGGGAGCAGUGUAUAAGCAACUGCGACAAUUCGAACCGAAGCCAGAGCUUUGCGCCCAUCUACGACUGUGUGAUUCGUGCGAGUUGAACGUCACCAGUUCACUGAUGGAUAUAGCUGCUCGCUCGCCCGACGCCGACCCCGUUGUCCUGAUUGGCCAACUGUCACAAAUGCAAGCUACGUUAACUCAAUUUGCAACUAUGGAAGUCAAUAACCGAGACAUGCGCACUCCUUGA
Messenger RNA from Strongylus vulgaris, 330 nucleotides. NCBI's taxonomy places the organism in Eukaryota, Metazoa, Nematoda, Chromadorea, Rhabditida, Strongylidae. The record is from the annotation of a GenBank genome assembly.